This is a messenger RNA of Triplophysa dalaica, 1664 nucleotides long. RefSeq names its product putative ferric-chelate reductase 1. The transcript is spliced from 7 exons. The coding region runs from base 71 to 862 and encodes 263 amino acids. The record is from RefSeq and is a predicted model, not a curated record. Lineage: Eukaryota; Metazoa; Chordata; Actinopteri; Cypriniformes; Nemacheilidae. Gene Ontology annotation, biological process: regulation of glutamate receptor signaling pathway.
CAGGUUUGCUUUCAAACUUCACAAAUUGACAAAGAGUGUGAAAGUCGACGUAUCUACAAAAAAAGAAGACAUGGACAGCAGACUGGUGUGUUUGGUUGUGUUUGUGAUCUCCUCUGCGGUGCCGUACACCAAGGCAAAUGGGGUCAUAACACCUUUAAAUUACAACUUCACCCACAGUGACUGUGGAACAACCAAAUUGUGUGUGGAAAAACCGACUUCAUGUAACCCUUCAGGCACCUCCGAGUGCUUCUUCGCCUCUACGAGAAUCAACCAGACAGAUAAGAGUCUGGCCAUUGAGCUCAGCGGUUCCUCCGACGGAUACAUCGCCCUUGCAGCCGGAUCCAGCACCAAUGUUUCUCAGGGGUCCAAUACUGUCUUUGUCUGUGGCAAUAACAAUGGCACGUUCUUCUUCAAAACCGCAACAUUCACAAACAAUAUACUGGUGACAACAAAUUCAACCAGUGUAAGCGACAUCCAGUACAGUCUGAAAAAUCAGAGUUUGAUUCAGUGUGCUUUCACCAUUCCCAUCACUUCGAACAACACUGAAGCUCUAAACAUCUUGGGCAUCAACGUCACGAUGUUCAACAUCAGCAACCCUGCUAACCCAAUAUCCCGUGUAUUCCUUGAGGUCUAUAAAGGUUCAUACAAUGGCACUGAUUUUGGAGAGCAUACGAGUGCUUUUGGCUCCUCUGUUUCUGUAAAUCUGGCUGAUGUUAAGUCUUCUGGAAUCACCACUAAGAUCCCCCCCACAGCUGCACCAACCAUAAAAGCAACCAUAAAACCUACUUCAAAUGGCAACCCUUUACUCUUAAGUCAUGCUGCUCUUGGUCUGCUGGCUGCAGUCGCUCUGCGUUUUGUCUGAAGGACUUGAGGAAAAGAUGUUGUAGUUGUGCAAUAAGUAUCUGUGAUGUAGAAUGUAUAUUUGAUGUUUAUCCUCUGGUAGGAAGAGUGGACGAUUCUUUCUGAAGUAUGUCAAACAGACGUUUAUCAAACAAGUUGUAAGUCCGCUCUGUUUUGGCAUUGGUCUGUAUGUAAAGCCAACUCUUUUAACUCAGGUGUUUUAAUAGUACUGGAUCUUUAUCAUUUAUUACUGGUGGAAAUGAUCAUGAAAACUCACUUUUAUAUUUUGCCCGGUGAUUUGAAGUAACAUUAAGGCUACACUGAUGACAAUAAAACGUGAAUAAUUUAACUAAUUUAAUUUAACAAAUGUAAUGAAUAUGAGAAUAGUGUUCUUUUGUGAUGUUAAAUACUGAAGAUGAACACUACAUAAAUUAAACUCCUUGUUUUGGGAAACUGAUGGCAUUUUCUUUCUUUCAUCACAUGAUUUUUUAACAUCAUUUAUAGAUUGACCGUGGUAAGUUGUCACACUUUAUUUUUUUCUAUUUAAGUCACACAGACACAGAUCUUAAAGCUGAAAAUGUCUGUGAGGAAAAUGUGACAAAUUGGAACCUGCUAUUAAGAAGUCUAUUAGACAUUUCAGCUAAAUUUAAACAAUAAGACAAUAUAUAAAACAUGUGUUUAAAGUAAACAACAUUGUUAACAAAUUGACCUGAGAAACAGUAAAACCUUGGUAUUUUAGUCAACACAUUUUAAAUGUGAUUCAGAAGAGGUGAAAAUGUAUUUGACUUAGUUCCUUUUUUAGUAAAAUAUUUUAAUAAUAUGAA